GUUUCGGUCAAUCGAAAGUACUAUGAAGUUUACGAUAGCAGUUUUGUUGCUACUAGCCAGUGGGGCUUCAGCUAUCCCUGUGGAACAUCGGCCCAGUGUGGUUGUAGAUGCUAAUGGAGACUGGCAUUUGGUUAACUCGAAUCCAUUCACGGAAGUUGACGUUGAGUUGGAACCUCUGUUCAAUGCCGAAACCGAUAUUGUCUUCAGGCUGUUUACUCGAUCGAACCCAAAUGAAGCGCAAACGUUGGUUUUGGAUGAUUCGGCAUCAGUUCAAAACUCUAACUUCAACGGGAAUCAUCCAACACGACUGACUAUUCAUGGCUGGAAUGGAGAUGGAACUUCCGGACUGCACGGAAAUAUUCGCAGUAACUACUUCGCAGUCGGUGACUUUAACGUUAUCAAUGUCGACUGGGGUGCAGGAGCGAAUACCAUUAACUAUAUAACAGCCCGAAAUCGCGUCGAUGCCGUCGGAGAGAUCGUGUCCCGUAUGAUUGACACGUUAGUUUCCGCUAGUGGCACUUCCCGAAACAGUAUCAGUAUCAUUGGUCACAGUUUGGGAGCGCACGCUGCUGGCAACGCUGGUAAAUACCAAAGUGGUAAUAUACACAGCAUUAUUGGCUUGGAUCCAGCCGGUGUAUUAUUUUCGCUGGGACAUUCGGAUAUUCUGACCGAAAAUGAUGCCCAGUAUGUGGAGGCAGUCUUCUCGGCAGCUGGAUCACUGGGUUUUGAUUUACCGUUGGGAAAUGCAAACUUCUAUCCGAACGGAGGUCGUUCGCAACCGGGAUGCGGAAUUGAUCUUACUGGUAGUUGUGCACAUUCGCGAUCCCAUGAGUACUUCGCCGAAUCGAUCUCGACCACAACCGGCUUCAGGGCAACGCGGUGCACAUCGCAUGAUGAAUUGCUAGGGGGUGGAUGCACUUCCAGUGGUCCGGAUGCACUAAUGGGUGGCGAACCAUCGAACCAUGGUCGAGGCGUUGAUGGAAUCUUCCGAUUUAGUACCAACUCGGCGUCUCCAUUUGCCCAAGGUUGAUUUGUUGAUCAGCGGUCACUGAAUAUACUAAGUAUGUUCUGAAUAUAAUAUGUAUGCGUCUGAAUAGAAAUUUACAGCAAA
This is a messenger RNA of Malaya genurostris, 1111 nucleotides long. Its product is annotated as pancreatic triacylglycerol lipase-like. Gene Ontology annotation, molecular function: lipase activity. The coding region runs from base 23 to 1030 and encodes 335 amino acids. Lineage: Eukaryota; Metazoa; Arthropoda; Insecta; Diptera; Culicidae. The record is from RefSeq and is a predicted model, not a curated record. Gene Ontology annotation, biological process: lipid metabolic process. The transcript has 2 exons.